AUGGUGGGCUUCGGGGCGAACCGGCGGGCCGGCCGCCUGCCCUCCCUGGUUCUGGCAGUCCUGCUGGUGGUGAUCGCGGUGCUCGCCUUCAAUUACUGGAGCAUCUCCUCACGCCACGUCCUGCGGCAGGAGGAGGUGGCGGAGCUGCAGGGCCAGGUCCAGCGCACCGAGGUGGCCCGCGGGCGCCUGGAGAAGCGCAAUUCGGACCUCCUGCUCUUGGUGGACUCGCACAAGAAACAGAUUGACCAGAAGGAGGCCGGGCGCCUUAGCAGCCGGCUGCAGGCCCGAGAGGGCCUGGGGAAGAGAUGCGAAGAUGACAAGGUUAACCUGCAGAACAACACAUCAUAUCAGAUGGCAGACAUACAUCAUUUAAAGGAGCAACUUGCUGAGCUUCGUCAGGAGUUUCUUCGACAGGAAGACCAACUGCAAGACUAUAGGAAGAACAACACUUACCUUGUGAAGAGGUUAGAAUAUGAGAGUUUUCAGUGUGGACAACAGAUCAAGGAGUUAAGAGCUCAGCAUGAAGAAAAUAUUAAAAAGUUAGCACACCAAUUUUUGCAGGAACAAAAGCAAGAGGCCCACAAGUUUGAAUCAAAAGGUGGAAAUGAAUUGGAUACGGACAAUCAUGCAGUGCCUAAAAACAUUCCAGAAGUUGCUGAGAACGGUGCAGGCAAGAAUGAAGCGCCCUCAAGCCAUCAUAUUCCACACGGGAAAGAACAAAUCAAACGAGGUGGUGAUGCAGGCAUGCCUGGAAUAGAAGAGAAUGACCUUGCAAAAGCUGAAGAUGUUCCUGUUGCUUUAAAGAAACCCCCUGUUUCCUUUUCUCAAUAUGAAAGUCAUCAAGUAAUCUCCCAUCUUCCAACCGGAAAACCUCUCUCCCCAAAUAUGGUUCCAGAUUCUCACAUAAACCACAAUGGAAACUCUAGAACUUCAAAACAGAACCCUUCCAAUCCUCUUCAGCGUUUAAUUUCAGGCCCUAACUUGGAGAGUGAACCCAGAAUUCAAGUAGAAGUUCUAAAGCAGGCUACCAAGGAUCGAGCUGGUGAUUUCGAUAAAUUGAAGCAAAAUGAUGAAGAACGAGAACUCCAGAUGGAUCCUGCAGACUAUGGAAAGCAACAUUUCAAUGAUGCCCUUUAAGCCGUGAAGGAAAACCUCAGAUAACCUAAAGUGCUGUAAAAUGGAAUCAUUUCUACUUUGUCUAUUUUGACUUUUCUUAUAAAGAUCAGUUGUAUCAGUUGUAAAGAUAAAUUGAGAUAGAUUUAAUGAAAAAUUUUAAUGAAGGAAUGUACCCAUGUACAUAUGUGAACUUUUCAUAUUGUAUUAUUAAAGCAGAGACUUCUGGGGUUAUGUUACAGUUGAGCCAAAAACAAAGUAAGAAAAACUUUAAUCUUUGCAUUUAAAGCAAACUAAUGUAUAUUUUACAUUUUAUUGAGCCUAAUUCUUUCCACAAAGAGACAAACAGGAAAAAUGGUUGUACAGUUUAUAUGUUGUGCAUAGCAGAACCACAGUGAGAACAACUAUUCAGCUGAAAAACUUUUUAUACACUAACAUAUUCUUGUUAGCCCAACAGGUGUUCUGUUCUAUCCACUCUUUUCUCAUGCUGUUCAAGGAGUUAUCCUAGAACAGUUUCAUAAGAGAGAGGCACCUGAAGCCAAACACUGGGCAGCAACGUGCAGUCACCCCCUCCUGUCCUUACUUUACAUGAGUGCCGAUGUGUUUGGUAGAUAAGCUUUCAGCUGAGGCCUGAUGUAAGCUGAGAAAACCUGCAAAGACAUAACAAUAUUUAUGAGUUAUACUUACCUUACUUCAUGAAAUUGUGAAAUGCAUGAUUGAUGAUCAUAUUUUUAUUUUUUCACAUACUAUCAAUA
Molecule: messenger RNA, 1868 nt
Organism: Odocoileus virginianus texanus
Lineage: Eukaryota; Metazoa; Chordata; Mammalia; Artiodactyla; Cervidae
Product: protein GOLM2-like
Source: RefSeq, a predicted model, not a curated record